CCGGGAUCAUCGCUUACUUUCCAGCGAUCCCGGAGCAUGGAAAUGACCAGCACUGACCUUCUUUCUGCCGAUAUACCGGUCUCCACCAUCGAAUUGCCUGGGAUAGAAGAUUCAGAUAAAAGAGUCAAGACACGACGCUCUCGUUCUGGCUGCAUUACCUGUCGUGCUCGCAAGGUAUGCCCGAGGGCGCCGUGUAACUAGAUUGCAAUGAGACACCACAUUAAUAUGUCUCUAGGUGAAAUGUGAUGAACGUCCAGGCCGCUGUCUCAACUGUGAACGAUUCAACUUGGAUUGCCAUGGCCCACGACAUGAUGGUGGUGAACCUCUACAGCAGGAUAACGCUUCUCCAGCGCAAGUGACACCAAAACGAAAACGCACAUUCAGAUCUUGUAGAGAGUGUCGUGCAUCCAAGUCGAGAUGUACCGGUGAACGACCUGACUGUCUCCGCUGCAAGCGACGAUCCUUGCUUUGCGAGUACGAAGCAGAAUCCGAUCCUCAAUGGACUCGCAGACUGCAAGGAGGGCCAAGAGCAAGUCUUUCGGACCCGCCAACGAGGACAGAUGACACACAGGCUUCGGCGCAUCCCCUCAAUGAUAGUGCAGGUAUACCAAAUUUGAGCACGAGGACCAGUGACUUCGGUCUCUUAAACACUGAUGCAAGCAACAACACCGUGCAAGCAAGAGGAGGACUGCAUGGACCGUCCAGCGUAACAGCUCGUCCUGAGCCGCCAGUAGGCCCUCGAACCACCCAAACCCCCAAGGUUGAGAAUCUGUCCUGGUAUGUUUCCUUUGCAUCUAGUAUCAGUGGCACCAGACGGCUCAACUUAUUACCUGCCUCCUAUUGUCUGAGGUUUACUCCAUACUGACGGGCUUGUUGUGCUUUCCUAGGCUUUCUACAUCUCGCCUCCCUCCACGCUCCAAGAUCCGACUUCUAGUAAAGGAGUACAUGGACAACAUACAUCCUUUACGGUGCUACGCAUUCAUCCACAGGCCAUUGUUCAUGGAGAGACUAGAUGAUGACACGAGUGAAAGCCAGGCCAACAAUGCAUUGCUACAUAUUGUAUGCGCGCUCGGUGCCAAGUUUUAUGCUCUACAAAAUUCUGGUCACGCCGAACGUGGCGAGUACAGUAAUGUGCUUUCGGCCGGAACAGAGUGGGCCAAAAGAGCGGCAUCUCUACUUUUCUCGAAUCUUGACAACGUCUCGGUCGAGAAUCUUAUGACCGCGAUCCUGCUUCAUGAUCAUGAAAUACGCGUUGGCAAACAUGCAAGCGCUUUCGUCCUCACAGGCGUUUGUGCUCGCUUAGCCCACGCUCUUCGAUUGAACCUGGAAUAUUCGACCGACAUCCUAGAAGACGAGUCACUGAACGGCCCUUCAAUACCAUCCAAGGAAUCACGUCGGCGUGUGAUGUGGAGUUGUUACGUACAAGAUGCGUUGACGGGUAGCGGUACGGAUCAGUUAACCAUGUUUCAUGAGGGAGAUAUCAAGAUCCAGCUGCCUACUCACGAACGGAAUUUCUUAUUUCAAGUUCCAUGUGUGACAGAACUCCUUCAGCCUGGUCAAUUUUUGAAAUUUCUGCCUCUGGACACGAUUCCGCCUCGACCAGUGGAAAACAUGGGCCUUCUGGCUUUUUAUAUACGCCUGAUCAGGAUUCGGAAACGGGUUUUACGAUACGUCAAAAGACUCGACGCGGCGGAGGAACCAUGGUUCCCGACAUCAGAAUUCACAGCGAUCGAUGUUUCGUUGCGAGACUGGUCGUUAAGUCUCCCUGCAAGCCUUCAGCUGAACCGCACGGCUUUUUAUCUUAGGAAAGAAUCAUUGCAACUCGGCGCUCUGAUUUUGCUGCAGUGCACCUACCACUGGACGAUUUGCGACUUGUAUCGAAUUUCCACGCCGCAGUUAUACCGCCUACAGAUUAGAUGGCAGUACCCUCGCGAAUUUCAGGAUCAUUUACAGACUACAAUGUUCCAGCGUGCGCAGGACUGUGCUAGUAUCUUGAGGGAUGCUUUGAACCACGGCACGAAAAUCCUGGCUGAUACCUGGCUUCCCUCUGUGGCUUUCGAUAGCAAUCGAGUCAUGUUACACUAUGUCACUCGCAUCUUAGGCCUCCAGACAGAACAGGGCAAGGCGGUACUGAAGGAGAUCAUGCCGCACGUCAACAGCAAUUUAGAUUGUCUUGAGGCUAUGCAAUCAAUCACGAGCAUGGCUGGCCCGUUUUAUCAGGCCGCACGGAAGAUGCUGAUCGAGUCCGACCUUGGGUCAUUGUCAUUCUCUCGACAUAUUGUUCCUGAUCAGGUAGACGACGAUUCCGACAGUGCAUCGAAGUCCAGUAGAGAGGGCUCUUCCAACCACAACACCUUUGAUACCGUGCUCCAACCGACCAGCAUAUUCCGCUUAGCCCGAGGCACAGGUGCUGAAACUGCCACGGGGGCCCUUCGUAACGAGACACUUGGGCCUCCACGGUCCUCGGCUUCUGCGGCAACCUCUCAACAAGCUUCAGAUCUGCAUGUACAGCGACAGAACCAGCAACCUAACUCUCGGACUAUUGGCCAGACGCAGAAUGAGCCAAUGGAAGGACUUGAAGUCUUGCACGCUGCUGCCACCGUCGCUAGUACUAAUACCAGCACCGAUGACCUUCAACCUUUUUUCACCUCGUGGUUUGAUACUGGUACAUGGCACGAUGCGGAAACUGCUCGAGCAACGUACGAUCAGAGUGCAUACGGUCUGCCUCCAUGGAUGACUGGCUUGGAGGUGACUGAUGGUUCAAACAACGUGGCUGGUGGAGCUGAGGGAAUGACAACAGAAAACUUUACAACGGACCAGACGAGGUCAUCUGAACAGUGGCGAUUUUCGACCGAUUUUCUUUCGACAAAUCUAUAGUGUGUUGGUCUGUGUACAUGUACGACGGCAGGGUCUGUGGAGUUCGACGACAAAUACGGUGAGUAUAAUAAUGAUGAGUGGUUCGAUAAGCCUUGAGGCGAGAUCAUUCAAGUCGAAUGAAGGACCUGGAAAUCUGGGCUGAAGGGGCUACAUCUGGUCUGGGGGGGGAUUUUUCUUGAAAGCACACCACGACAGGUCUGAGCGUUAGUUGAAGCAUUGGAUAUGGACAACCAGGCCAUAUCAAUAGCAGGAAGGUGGAUAAUAUCAUUGCAAACCAUUCGAAGAGCAUAGAAUCAAUUGUGUUCUCGAUUCGUUACUAUCCUGACGAUGCUCAGCCUUGCCAGGGCAUUGGCAUUCAUGUGAUCAGGCUGUGGUUUUUGGUAUGACAUCUUUCAGAGUGAUGAUCUUCAACGCACACACUUCUUGACUUCUGCUAUGAUAAUCACACCGCUGUACACGCU
Molecule: messenger RNA, 3338 nt
Organism: Exophiala oligosperma
Lineage: Eukaryota; Fungi; Ascomycota; Eurotiomycetes; Chaetothyriales; Herpotrichiellaceae
Exons: 8
Coding region: 946-2877 (643 amino acids)
Biological process (GO): DNA-templated transcription; regulation of DNA-templated transcription
Cellular component (GO): nucleus
Molecular function (GO): DNA-binding transcription factor activity, RNA polymerase II-specific; DNA binding; zinc ion binding
Source: RefSeq, a predicted model, not a curated record